GGGCAGGCGCGGCCGCCCCCUCCAGCUCCGGACAGCGCGGGGCCGCGCGGCCGCCCCGAGAGAUGUUCAACCGCGCCGUGAGCCGCCUCAGCAGGAAGCGCCCGCCGUCAGAGAUAAACGACAGCGAGGGUCACCCAAGCAGCAGCCGCCAGAGCUUGAAAGGAACCUCAGAAUGGGCUACAUCACUGGAGAACCUCCUUGAAGAUCCAGAAGGAGUUAAACGAUUUAGGGAGUUCUUAAAGAAAGAAUUCAGCGAAGAAAAUGUUUUGUUCUGGUUAGCAUGUGAAGAAUUUAAGAAAACACAGGGAAAAAAACAGAUGCGAGAAAAAGCUAAAGAAAUAUACAUGACUUUCCUGUCAAAUAAAGCUUCAUCCCAAGUCAAUGUUGAAGGGCAGUCGCGUCUGAAUGAGACAAUUUUGGAGACACCUCACCCUCUAAUGUUUCAGAAGCUGCAGGAUCAGAUAUUCAAUCUCAUGAAAUACGACAGCUACAGCCGCUUCUUAAAGUCAGACAUAUUCCUAAACCAUAAGAAGUCUGAGGAGCAAGAGGAGAAUUCGUCAGAAGCUCAGACUGCAGCUAAAAGAGCAUCAAGAAUUUACAACACAUGAUACAAUGGAUCUCAUUAGGAGAGGCAAUAUAAUAAUUAAAUUACACUCAGGAACAGUCUAGGUUUAUAGCAGUUACAUUUAGGGCUUGCAAAGUUCAAAACCUUUUUAGGAGAUACUUACCUUCUUAAUUGCUUGAAUGACUAAUUGUUUUUGCAAGACAGCAAGUAACCAAGCACCUAUCGAAAGACUGUUCCCUAGCUAAAAGGCUGAGCUAUUCCUCCAUAGUAUGAAUUGCAUUUAAUAUUUCAUAAGUUGAGCUUUCAAUUUUUUUUUUUUUGUGGGGCAUCGUGAUGCAAAGAAAUGGGAGAUAGGAGGUUUUGUCAUCCAUAUGAGGUUUUUGUUGUUGUUGUUUUUAAAUGCUUGCCUUCUGGUUUUUAUUUCUGCCUGGCUUUUAACUUUCCAUGUUGUUGGGAGCAGCUGUUGAGGAGUAUGUUUUUAGUUAUUUUGUGGAUGAAUCAUUCAUAGGAAACCAAAAUUGAGGGACAGCACCUUUCAGGGUUAGGAUCAAUAGAAUCGGGUCUUACUCCUCUCUUAGAAUGUCACUUUUUCUUUCAAGGUGAUAGAUGGUUUGCUUUGCCUUUACUUAUGAUUCAAAACAUUUGCCUGGUCGUGAUUUUCAUUUCUGUUUUUCUUAAAUUUCUACGCAAGGUUUUUGCUGUAGACAAUCACCUUCUUCACAGAAUGGAACCUAUUCUACCUUUGGAACCAAAGUUCUUAAAUAGGUUCUCAAAGUUCUUAAAUCUUAAUAGGAAUCCCUGAGGAACUCCUAACAGCCACUGGGAAAUUUGACAGUUGAAAUCCCACCUUAGGGUAUGCUCAGUUCAGCACGUCCUGCAUGUCAGCUCAGUUGUCCGUCACUUCAGCAUCAGGUGCCAGUACUAGAAAGCAGGUGUUUUUUCCUAGGCCACCUCAGUCCUGCAGUGUGUGGCAAGAGUCAUUCUUCAGAGGGCCAGCCAACGAAGUCUGACUUGGUUUUAUUAAAAUCUUUCUACUAAAAGUCAACUUGCCAGUGUUACUAAAUUGCAGGUACAGAUGGAAAAGCAGAAAUAGCUACAAGCUUUAUUUAUGAGUUUCAGUGUGUAGACUAUCUCUGUUUCACUUUCAUUAUUUACUCUUUCAUUUUUUGCACUGCUGUUCCUGAUCUUCUGUUUAUGUGUUGGCUAGUCAGAUUGCAGUUAGGUUUUGAUAUAGCUUUGUGUUAUUUUUCCCCAGGAAGAUCACGUAUGUCAUACAUUGCUGUCACUAUCAGUGUUUUUAAAACUAGGUUUGGGCUGUAGAUUUUGAUGAUACAGAUUCUUUUAGUGGACUUGAUUAUGACUUUGCUUAACUCUGAUCCAUUCCUGAAGGUUAUGUGUAAAGAAAAUGGUUUCUGUGCAUUUGUGUCAUAUUUAAGAGCAGGAAUGGGACUUCUGAUUCUUCUCUCAGAGCUAAAUGGCCUGUUCAUUCUUAGGAAAUUAAAUUUUAAAAAGGAAAUGAUGGAACUCCCCCCAGAUGCACAUUCAAAGAUGAAAAUCCACUCAUUGCAUAAAAAUUACCUUUUAUGCUCCCAGAGGAUUUAAAAGUGAAGUCAUACUCUUGCUUCAGGCACUUUCAGUGUUGUCUGUCCUCAUACUUAAUUUGUAUUUUAAAGUUUUUCUGAAUAGGAAUGAAGUAAUUAUGUGCAUGAAUCCUUUUGUUUUAGUGCGGCCUAGGAACUGCAACUGUCCAGUUCUGGACUUGCCAACUAUUUGUAAUCUCAGGCUCACCUCUUCUGAAAAUUUAUUAUCACAGUGAAUUCUUAACCCCUUCCACUGCAAGGGAUGGAACUUCAGAUACAAUUAAGUCUUUGGGAGCGAGCCACUUGAACACAUUUAGGGGCUGAGAUGUGUCUCUUCCCAGUAAUUAUGGCAGAAGUCUUUGUGAUGUAGAAAAAUGUAGGGUGGGGGCCUUCAUGGGGAAAGUGCAGAAUGAAUUCUUACUACAUUCAUCAGAGGGAUGUGCAGUAGAUUCAUUUUUAAUCAUAUUGAUUUUUAAAAAUGCACAGUUAACAGAGAAAAGUGUUUGACUACCAAGUUUUAAAAUAAUAAUAAUAAAUUAAAGCAAUGGUAGGGCAUUAAGAGAACAUACCUGUUUGUAACUGUUCAUAAAUGACUCUUUCCUUGGCAAUAUGUUCCCUUUCAGGUACUGUAUUAUUUGUUUGGUAACAGCAAAUGCCUCGUGGGAGCAGACACAAAGGUGCUCUACUCUGCUACCAGCCCAAAGCUACGCAAAUAUGAGUGAGUUUUUUCAGCAGCACUUCAAUGCCUGUGAUGUUUUGAAGAUAAUAUACCUAAAUCCACAAAAUUCUUAAUUAAUUCUUAAUUCUUAAUUCUUGUAUUUCUCUUUUGCCUCAGCACUGAAAAGUUUGUUGCCUUAUUGUCUGUGUUUACAAGAUUUGUGACGUUCCAUUGUAUUUUUUUGUUUUAGUUAAAGAAAAAGCAACUAGACUUGCAAGAUGCAGAAAUCAAAUUUGUACUGAUUAGAUGGACUAUAUUUCUCAUUAAGAGAACAAAUGAAGAAAAACAGUGCAAGCAGAUAUCUGUAAUUGCAGCAUGUAUGUACAUGGAGAAUGUUAUUGGCUUCUGAUGAUAUAAUCACUGAUCCAACUUUGUGAAAUAUAUAUAUUUUUCUCAAGGAGACAUAUAACAAAAGAAAAGCUUCACUAUGAGUAAAUCCUGUGUUCCAGUAAUAACUGUAAACUUUGUGUUGAACCUCAUGCUGUGAGUAUUGAUUACUGCUUUAUUUAGAGGUCAAAGACAGGAAAGGUCUAUUCCUUUUCAUAGAAUUUACGCUGAAGAUGUAAGCAGAAAAAGCAAGUAAGAGAAGUUUCAUACCUGAUCACAUGCCUAAAACUCUACCCUAAUGUGUGUUUCUCUGCUGAAAAUUAAAAUAUUCUACUAAAUAUUACUAAA
Messenger RNA from Gallus gallus (chicken), 3538 nucleotides. RefSeq names its product regulator of G-protein signaling 10 (gene RGS10). The record is from RefSeq and is a predicted model, not a curated record. The coding region runs from base 63 to 608 and encodes 181 amino acids. Lineage: Eukaryota; Metazoa; Chordata; Aves; Galliformes; Phasianidae. Gene Ontology annotation, molecular function: GTPase activator activity; G-protein alpha-subunit binding. The transcript is spliced from 5 exons. Gene Ontology annotation, biological process: regulation of G protein-coupled receptor signaling pathway.